AUGAGAACGACCCUCUACCUAACAACGCUGUGCGCGGCCCUGGCGCUAGUCGCCGGCGCGCCAGCCCCCAUCCCGGAACCGAACCCAGACCCGGCCGCACAACCUGACCCUGCUGCCGCCGCUGACGACAGACCUGAAAUCAUCGAGAUCAUCGCGCCCGCUGCCAGCGCACAGGAAACGCUGGCGACGCUGAACCUGGGUGCCCCCGGGUCCGAGCUAAGCGAGCGAAACAAGCGCACCAUCGGUAUUCUUCGACAAUUGUUCCCUACACUCACGCAGAUAAUCGAACAGAAAGUACAGCAAAUAACGAGUUCAGUGGUGCAAGCGUUCGGGCCAGUCGUGCUGCGCUUGUUCCUGGGUGGCGGCAACAAGAGUAACUCCGGUGGGGGCACCAUCGAGCUCGACGACGACGACGAUGAUGACGAUGAUGAUGAACCAGCGCCACCUUCCAGCUCCUCCACCGUCGCGCCUACCACUGCCGCACUUACUACUGCUGCACCUACAACUGCCGCACCCACCGAUGCCCCAACCACCAUCGCGCCCGCCUCCAGCCGCAGGCGGCGCGCGCUUUACUACGUGCUGAACGCGAUCGCUGAAGAGAACCAGUUGCUAUCUGGAGCAGAGUCCCAACAGGCUGAAGUACGCGUCGCGUUCGGAGAGGGACAACAAGAUCAGGUAGUCGCUGCCAGCGACGAUCAGCAAACCGCCGCGCAGACCAACAGUGCCAGCAUAGAUGAAAUCUCACUGGACGACGCUGACUCUAGCGAAGAAAACAGAAAUAAGAGGUUCCUCAGCUUCGGAGGUAACGCCGGUGCAUCCGGCGGCGGUUCCGGUAACUUCCUCUUCGACAUCGUCAGGCUAGUUGCGGGCUCAUCUUCGGGCUCCUCGGGCGGUGAUGCGGCUGCCGGCGGCGACGCCGAUGAUGCAGGCGCGGCCAAAGGUGACAACCUGACGGAGGGUGUUCCCGGCCCCAUAACACGGCUCUUUAUUAUUGCGAACCGGGGUAUCGCUAACCUCAUCCAGGACCUGAUCUUACGUAUCGCGCAGACCUCCGAGAGGAUAGUGAACUUUAAGGCGCGACUGAUCACCUCCAUCAUUUAA
Molecule: messenger RNA, 1101 nt
Organism: Arctia plantaginis
Lineage: Eukaryota; Metazoa; Arthropoda; Insecta; Lepidoptera; Erebidae
Source: the annotation of a GenBank genome assembly